Molecule: messenger RNA, 454 nt
Organism: Pseudomyrmex gracilis
Lineage: Eukaryota; Metazoa; Arthropoda; Insecta; Hymenoptera; Formicidae
Exons: 2
Coding region: 85-438 (117 amino acids)
Biological process (GO): tRNA 5'-leader removal
Cellular component (GO): ribonuclease P complex
Source: RefSeq, a predicted model, not a curated record
AUCGUAUCGUAUUACCGUUACGGUGAAAUGAUUGUUUAAAUACGCGAGAUCGAUUUGACUGACGAGUUGACGAGCUUUCGUAAGAUGCAUUAUUUAGAUGUUUCGUUAGAAAUUCCACACCAAUCUGAUUUCGAAGUGACACCGGUAUACUUGAAGAAGAACAUACUCGAAGCCGUUCGACAUUUGUUUGGUGAGGAAGGAGCCAGCGGUCAAAUAGAUAUUCUUAAAUUUAAUCCGAGAACGUGCAGAUUCAUUGCGCGCUGUUCCUCCGGUGACUGUGUUCGACUACGCGCCGCUCUGACUGUGGCCACGAAGUACGAAGGCAAAACCUGCGUGUACACGGUUCACCGAGCUACGUCGAAUUUGUUGUCGCUCACAGCUGACAGUAGAACCCACAAACACGGAGAAAGUCCGACCGAGGUUUCGUCAUGCCGUUGAUUCGCAAAGAGGGCAA